Phytophthora infestans T30-4 is the source of this 1039-nucleotide messenger RNA. RefSeq lists its product as uncharacterized. The transcript is spliced from 5 exons. The record is from RefSeq and is a predicted model, not a curated record. Gene Ontology annotation, molecular function: sulfurtransferase activity. The coding region runs from base 122 to 1039 and encodes 305 amino acids. Lineage: Eukaryota; Oomycota; Peronosporomycetes; Peronosporales; Peronosporaceae.
UCCUUUCAAACAGCUUAUUUAAACCUGUGUAAAAGCUUAUUCAAUCACUCAUCAAGUUUACCUAUUUCAUGUGGAAGGUCUCCAUUAUCGGACACGCUGCCUCGACGUUAAACCCGGAGCAAUGCUCGCGACAAAAGUUGAUCGUCUGCUUCAGAUCGUGGCUUCUAGAGGAGCGCAGAUCUCUAAUUUGUCGAGUAAAUUACUGCCGAUCAACAACGUGGUGGCGUUUUCAGGCGGUGUGGACUCGUCGCUAGCUGCUGCGUUGGUGUUCCAAGUCUUCCCAGAUACAGGCGCUGCGUGUAUUGGGAGAUCCGCUGCGUUGUCCUCCGUGCAGCUUCGACAAGCCAGAGAAGUCGCGUCCCAUAUUGGAGUCCCAUUGUGGGAAUGCCACACGGAUGAAGCCAAACUCGAGGGAUAUGUCGCCAAUCAGGGCAAAAGUUGCUAUUAUUGCAAGACGACGCUGUACUCGACAUUGAAUCAAGUGGCAGAGUUUGCGUGGCAGGAAAUGCAACAACAUGGAGAAGAGAUUAAGCCUGUGCUAUAUAACGGCACGAAUGCUGAUGAUCAGCUGGAUCUUACCAGAGUUGGACUGGUGGCAGCUACCGAGUUCGAGGUAGUGAGUCCGCUUAGCGGUUUGACCAAGCAGGAGGUGCGAGAUGUGGCCAAGUAUUUGGGACUUCCGAACUGGAAUGCAGCAGCGUCACCAUGUUUGAGGUCGAGACUGCAGUUUGGCGUUGAAGCGACACAGCAACACUUGCAUCGGGUGGAGAAGGCGGAGGAGUUCGUACGUGAAUUAGUUCAUCUGGAGCCUCAAAUGAGCAUGCGCGUGCGAUUUCUUGCAGGCAACAAGGCUGCGGUUGAACUGGAUACUGAGGGGUUGGAGAAGGCGAUUCCUCACUUUGACGUCAUUGAUGCAGAGUUACGACGACUCGGAUUCAACGAUGUGGAUAUUCGUGCUUUUCGUUCUGGUAGUUUGAGCGGUUAUAACGCUAAUAAUGUGGUACAUCACACCCCAGCAAGAGAGGCUCGUAUAGACUAG